UACGUGCUCUACUGCCCGUGCAUGGGCCGCUUUGGGAACCAGGCCGAGCACCUGCUGGGCGCGCUGGCCUUCGCGCGCGCCCUCAACCGCAGCCUGGCCGUGCCGCCCUGGAUCGAGUACCGCCACCAGCGCCCGCCCUACACCAACCUGCACGUGCCCUACGGCGAGUACUUCGAGCUGGAGCCGCUGCGGCGCUUCCACCGCGUGCUGAGCCUCGAGGAGUUCAUGGAGCGCCUGGCGCCCGCGCGCUGGCCCCCGGGCCGCCGCGUCGCCUACUGCUUCGAGGCGGCCGCGCAGCGCAGCGCCGACCGCUCCGCCUGCCCCAUGAAGGAUGGAAACCCCUUCGGUCCCUUCUGGGACCAGUUCAAAGUGGAUUUCGAUAAGUCUGAGCUCUUCAAGGGAAUUUCCUUCAGUGCCGCGUACAAGGACCAUUGGAUCCAAAGGUUUCCACCAUCUGAGCACCCUGUCCUCGCCUUACCUGGAGCUCCAGCCCAGUUCCCAGUCCUGGAGGAGCACCGGCCUCUGCAGAAGUACAUUGUGUGGUCUGACAAAAUGGUGAAGCAAGGAGAAGCCUAUAUCCACUCUCUCCUGCUUAGGCCCUACGUAGGAAUCCACCUGCGCAUCGGCUCGGACUGGAAAAAUGCUUGUAAUAUGUUAAAGGAUGGGACAGCUGGGCCUCACUUCAUGGCUUCUCCUCAGUGUGUGGGCUACGACCGAAACACGGCGGUGCCUCUUACCAUGGACAUGUGCCUGCCAGGCCUCAAGGAGAUCAAGCGCGCUCUCAAGCUCUGGGUGCAAAAGACAGAUGCUAAAUCUGUGUAUAUUGCUACUGAUUCUGAGCCCUACACCAAGGAAAUACAGCAGUUCUUCCAAGGAAAGAUCAAAGUUGUGAGCUUGCAGCCUGAGGUGGCCCAGAUUGACCUGUAUAUUCUCGGCCAGUCCGAUCACUUUAUUGGGAACUGUGUCUCUUCGUUCACUGCCUUUGUGAAGCGAGAGCGUGAUGUGCAUGGAAAACCCUCCUCCUUUUUUGGCAUGGACCACCCGCCGAGGUUACGGGAUGAAUUCUGACCCAAACUGAAAUGGGCUUGAUAGUUCUCAGAGCUC
Tinamus guttatus (white-throated tinamou) is the source of this 1104-nucleotide messenger RNA. RefSeq names its product protein O-fucosyltransferase 1 (gene POFUT1). Gene Ontology annotation, biological process: regulation of Notch signaling pathway; protein O-linked glycosylation via fucose; Notch signaling pathway. NCBI's taxonomy places the organism in Eukaryota, Metazoa, Chordata, Aves, Tinamiformes, Tinamidae. The record is from RefSeq and is a predicted model, not a curated record. Gene Ontology annotation, cellular component: endoplasmic reticulum. Gene Ontology annotation, molecular function: peptide-O-fucosyltransferase activity.